Etheostoma spectabile (orangethroat darter) is the source of this 3535-nucleotide messenger RNA. RefSeq names its product ankyrin repeat domain 52a (gene ankrd52a). The coding region runs from base 172 to 3408 and encodes 1078 amino acids. NCBI's taxonomy places the organism in Eukaryota, Metazoa, Chordata, Actinopteri, Perciformes, Percidae. The transcript is spliced from 28 exons. The record is from RefSeq and is a predicted model, not a curated record. Gene Ontology annotation, molecular function: protein binding.
CGUCAGACCAGACAUUGGAUACAGACAACAACAGUGACAGUCAGAAGAAGACCGCAUUUCUGCAUGCAACCAGCUAUGGGUGUAGUCUGAAAAGUGGAAACAGUAGCGCACCGCAAUAUACCUCGAAGUUUUAUCCUCAUGAAGGAGCUCCGUCCUGGCUGAGUUUGGGAGAUGGGAGUACUAAAUAUUGCAGACCAGCCUCCACUGGUCCAGGCCAUCUUCAAUCGUAACGCUGAAGAAGUUCAACUAUUAUUGCACAAACAGGAGGAGGAUGUCAAUGCACUGGACCAAGAUCGCCGUACGCCACUUCAUGCUGCUGCCUGUGUGGGUGACGUCCAUAUAAUGGACCUCCUCAUUGAAUCAGGUGCCACUGUAAAUGCUAAAGACCAUGUAUGGUUGACCCCGUUGCACAGGGCAGCUGCUUCCAGGAACGAAAGGGCAGUGGGUCUGCUGCUGAGGCGCGGAGCGGAGGCGAAUGCACGAGACAAGUUCUGGCAGACACCGCUGCAUGUGGCUACUGCCAACCGGGCCACACGCUGCGCAGAGGCCCUGCUGACCCAGCUGAGCAACCUGAACAUGGCAGAUCGCACUGGCAGAACUGCCCUGCACCACGCAGCUCAGAGCGGGUUCCAGGAGAUGGUUAAGCUGCUGCUGAACAAAGGGGCCAACCUGAGUGCCAUCGAUAAGAAGGAAAGACAGCCUAUCCAUUGUGCUGCUUACUUGGGGCAUUCAGAGGUUGUUAAGUUGCUGGUGUCCCGCAGUGCAGACAAGAGCUGCAAGGAUAAGCAGGGUUACACACCUCUUCAUGCUGCUGCGGCAAGUGGUCACCUCGAAAUUGUAAAGUACCUACUGAGGAUGGGGACAGAGAUUGAUGAGCCCAAUGGCUUUGGAAACACUGCACUCCAUGUGGCUUGCUACAUGGGGCAGGAGGCUGUGGCUACCGAGCUGGUGAACCAUGGAGCUAAUGUGAACCAGCCCAACAAGUGCGGCUACACCCCCCUGCACCUGGCCGCCGUCUCCACCAACGGUGCACUCUGUCUGGAGUUGCUGGUCAACAAUGGGGCAGAUGUCAACCAGCAGAGCAAAGAAGGGAAGAGCCCCCUGCACAUGGCAGCCAUUCAUGGACGCUUCACACGCUCUCAGAUCCUCAUCCAAAACGGUGGGGAAAUUGAUUGUGUGGAUAAGUAUGGCAAUACUCCUCUCCACGUUGCUGCUAAGUACGGCCAUGAACUGCUGAUCAGCACUCUAAUGACCAACGGAGCAGACACGGCCAGACGUGGGAUCAAUGGAAUGUUCCCCCUGCACUUAGCUGUGCUGUACGGGUUUUCAGACUGUUGUCGCAAGUUACUCUCCUCAGGUCAGCUGUAUAGCAUAGUUUCAUCCAUGAGUAAGGAGCAUGUACUUUCGGCUGGGUUUGACAUAAACACCCCUGACAACUUUGGGAGGACCUGUCUACACGCUGCUGCCUCUGGAGGAAAUGUUGAAUGUCUGAACUUGCUCUUAAGUAGCGGUACCGACUUGAAUAAGAGGGACGUAAUGGGAAGGACACCGUUGCACUAUGCGGCUGCUAAUGGGAGGUACCAGUGCACUGUGACCCUAGUGGGCGCUGGCGCUGAGGUCAACGAGCCUGACCAGACAGGCUGUACUCCCCUGCACUACUCUGCCGCCUCCCAAGCCUUCAGCAGAGUUGAUCGUCAUUUUACUGGGAACCAUCAGAAUGAUGAAGAUGAGGCGAAGGAGUCGUACUUCUGCUUGGAGCAUCUUUUGGACAAUGGUGCUGAUCCAUCGAUGGUCAACUCAAAGGGUUACAGUGCUGUUCACUAUGCAGCUUACCAUGGCAACAAACAGAACCUGGAGCUGCUCCUGGAGAUGUCUUUUAAUGCACUUGGAGACAUAGAGAGCAGUAUUCCUGUCAGUCCUCUGCAUCUUGCUGCUGAUAAGGGCCACUGGCAGGCGCUGCGUGUGCUGACGGAGACUGCAGCCUACGUGGACAUGCAGGAUGCUGCAGGCCGUUCUGUGCUCUACUUGGCUGCCCAGAAAGGCUACGCCCGCUGUGUGGAAGUGCUGUUGGCUCAGGGGGCCUCCUGUCUCCUCAAUGACAACCGCCUCAUGUGGACCCCAAUUCAUGUUGCGGCUUCCAAUGGUCACUCUGACUGCCUGCGCAUGAUGAUUGAAUAUGGGGAGGAGGGCGAUCUCACCAACGUUGCUGACAAAUUUGGCCAGACCCCUUUGAUGCUAGCUGUUCUGGCAGGUCACACUGACUGUGUCCACUUCCUGUUGGAGAAGGGUGCCUUGCCAGAUGCCAAGGACAAGAGGAGCAGCACAGCUUUGCACAGAGGGGCGGUGUUGGGCCAUGAUGACUGCGUGACAGCCCUGCUGGAGCACAAAGCUUCUGCACUGUGUCGGGACAUCCAGGGUAGGACACCGCUGCACUAUGCUGCAUCCAGAGGCCACACAGACAUCCUGGCCAGUCUGGUUCAGGCCGCCAUGGCAACUGACCCACAAGAUAAACUGCUGGACAACAAACAAUACACCCCGUUUCACUGGGCUGCUUACAAAGGGCAUGAAGACUGUUUGGAGGUUUUACUUGAAUUCAAAACAUUUAUCCAUGAAGAGGGAAACCCUUUCACCCCCCUGCACUGUGCUCUGAUGAACGGCCACAGCGGAGCAGCAGAGAGGCUGCUGGAGUCUGCUGGGGUCCACAUGAUCAACACCAGAGAUGCCAAAGGAAGGACCCCAUUGCAUGCCGCUGCAUUUGCUGAGGAUGUUGCAGGACUUCAGCUGGUGCUUCGCCAUGGGACAGAGAUCAAUGCCGUGGACAAUAGUGGAUGCUCUGCUCUGAUGGUAGCUGCUGACAAGGGACACAGUGGCACCGUGGCCAUCCUCCUUCACCGGGCCAAGGCUGACCUGACUCUGCUGGAUGAGAACAAGAACACCGCCCUGCACUUGGCCUGCAGCAAGGCUCAUGAGAUGUGUGCCCUGCUGAUUCUGGGAGAGAUCCACAGUCCCACACUUAUAAAUGCCACCAACAGCGCUCUGCAAAUGCCCCUCCAUCUUGCAGCACGUAAUGGCCUGGCUACGGUGGUGCAGGCACUGCUGAGUAGAGGAGCCACUGUGCUGGCUGUGGAUGAGGAAGGCCACACCCCAGCCCUGGCCUGUGCUCCCAACAAGGACGUGGCAGACUGCCUGGCUCUAAUCCUCUCUACCAUGAAGCCUUUCCCCCAGCGGGACCCUUCCUCCUGCUCCUGCUCCUCUCCCACCGUCUCCCCCUCCCCGGGUCUCAACUUGCUGAAGCACUGCGGCAUCACCGCCGCCUGCGCCCCCCUGCCCAGCAACGGCCUCCACAACGGCUACGUCAAAGACCGCCACGGUGCGCCGGUUGGCCUGGACGGGUGUCUGUCUGAGUGAGGUCACAUGCCCCCCUCAGUCAGCUGCUAUCACCAUCAUCACCACCAGGGGGGGGACUCCCUUUAACAUGGCCCAGAGGACCAGGAGAGCACCCAACCACAUGUCUGUUCUCUGUGUGUGUGUGUCU